This is a messenger RNA of Pyrgilauda ruficollis (rufous-necked snowfinch), 3152 nucleotides long. RefSeq names its product phorbol-12-myristate-13-acetate-induced protein 1 (gene PMAIP1). Gene Ontology annotation, biological process: DNA damage response; apoptotic process; release of cytochrome c from mitochondria. Bases 248 to 499 code for a protein of 83 amino acids. The record is from RefSeq and is a predicted model, not a curated record. The transcript is spliced from 2 exons. Lineage: Eukaryota; Metazoa; Chordata; Aves; Passeriformes; Passeridae.
GAAAUCCCCGCUGAAGUCGCAGCCGCGCUUUUAGCACCGCGCUCCGCCUCCGUGCCGGCAGAACGCCGCUGCCACCGACCCGAGAGCAGCCUGAGCGCUCCGUGCCCCUCCGAACCGAGCCUGAGCUCUCCGUGUCCCGCCGAGCCUGGGCGCUCCGUGUCCCGCCGAAUCGAGCCCGGGCGCCCCGUGCCGAGCCCCGCCGAGCCCCGGCGCUCCGUGCCCCGCCGAGCCCCGUCCCGCCGCCGCGAUGCUGCCCGGCCGGACCCUGCGCAAAGCCGCGCCGCCAGCCGCACCUGCAGGGCGCGAGGCGGCGGUGGAGUGCGCCCUGGAGCUGACCCGCAUCGGCGACAGGUGGGACCUGCGGCAGAGGCUCCUGAACCUGCUGGCCAAGCUGUUCUGCCCCGGAACGUGGGCUGCCCGCGGACACGGCGAGCGAAGCGGAGGAGGACCUUGGCUUUGUGGGAUUGGAAGAAGAGGCUCCACAGACAUUGGGAGAUGAAGAAACCUCAAAUCUCGCUGCGUUGUAUUUAGGUGACUGCAGCCGCUGGAGGAUGGCUAUCACAUGUUUUCUCUGAAGAAUGUUACAGCAAUACUGGCGUAUGAAUGCAAGGUGGGGAAAAAAGAUAACGAUGGGCCAAGCCCCUAAACUGUGCAGUGGUGACUUGGGGCAAGCUGGUGACGUGGGGAGAUUUGGGACAAGACUGAACUUGCCCUUCACAGUGGUCCGAGAACACUUUCAGGAACCCAGUUUCCCCAGUCACCCUCUGGUCCCAAGCAGUUCAGCGUGCCUACAGGAUGAAGCAAAAAAAAUCUGUCAGUCUGUUGGAACUUGGGAUAACACGCCACACAGGAAAAGCCAGUUGCUGGACCUUUGACUGCUCCUCUUCUCUAAAGUGUGGAUCCUGCUGGACAGGGAUCUACUGGUGGUUAUUAAAAUUUGUUAAAGACAACCACUAUCUUUAUUGGAAGGUUAUUUGUUACAGGAUAUUGUUUUUUGGACUAAAAGUUGUAAUUCUAUGAAUUAACACAGUGUUGCAUAGUUCUAGUCUAUAGUAAAAAUAUAUAGUAUAAGUUUAUAUAUAUAUAUAGUAUGUAUACAUAAAAUAUAAAUGUGUGCACUGCUUGUGCAUGUCAUAAGUAUUUAACUAUUAAUCAAAAGUUGUUUGUUUAAUCUCAAAACAGUAUGAAAAUAUAUUCAAAACAUGACAAAACUCAAUAUAAAAAGGUAUUAUAUAAACAACAAAAAAGGAUCAUAUUUUCUGAUGAUAAAGGAAAUAAAUCAUGCUUCAGAGAGGGAAGCAUACUUUGGCAUUAUAUAAGAUAUGUAUCUGAAUAGAAAUUACACAAACACAGAUACAUAGGUAAUUGUGGAAGGAUUCUUUCAAUAUUACAAAGAAUUUCUUGAUAACAGUACAAUUCUGCUGUGUCUUUAUAACUAACAAAAUAACUUCAGUAGAAGUAGAUCCUAAAGUUGAAUCUCAAAUUUUGCUGAGAAUGUUAUUUAUUCAAAGAAAGCAACUACCUCUCUUUGAAGAAAUAAUAGAAUUGAGCAUUUCAGUGGUACAAGAAAGUAGCCUUGGAUUUUUGAAUGUUUAAUUAUACUUAUGGACAAAGGUUCUUACCUUGUACUUUCUUUCCAUUUCAUUUCAUGGCCUCAUUUCAGUUCCAGAAUGAUGGAGCUGUGGCAGCACAUCCAGUGGCUGGUUACAUGGGGAUGACCCAUCUCACUGAGGGGAUAUUGCCUUUGGCUGGCUUCGGAGGAGCUGAAUUAAACAUAUUGGUUGCUGUGAAGGCAAACAGUAAAUUUGCCAGUCAAUUCGUGUCAGGCUCCACCCUAAACAGUAUUUUUCAUGGGUCCAAGACAGCAAGAAAAAGGCUGAUGCUGUUUCAUAGCUACCUCUAAGGUCACUGGUGAGAGCUCCUUCUCUUAACUACUCUUGUAUAUAAGCACAUUUGCAUUUUUAAGGCUGUAUAGUUACACUUUGUUAUUUGUGUCUAUUCAAAUUAUGUCUUCUUCUCUCUUGUGGUGAAUUCUUUUUUGUAUUUAUAAUUUAUUUUUCUGUUACAUCUUCUUAAUCUGCCUUUGCAAAAUUGUCAUUAUGUAACUCUGGUCACUCUCACAGCCUGUGCAGGGGUUGUUACGUAUUGACACUGACUUCUGUCACUGAGCAGAAGCUGACUGACUUAGCCUUCUUUCCACAUGGAAGACUUAACCCCAUCCAUCCCAGUGGUGUUACAGGGAGCACUGCUGUUGGCUUGAGCCACAUGUAUGGUUCCCUUCCCUUCUAAGCGAGCCAGUACCUUUUCAGGGAGAAUACAAUAUUUCAAAAAUAGCUGUUAUUUAUCUUAUACUGCAAAGCAGUGCAUUUUACUGACAUGUACAUAGGUCAGUUUUUCGGGUACUAAAAAAUAAAGGCAAAGAGUUUCAGACCAGCAGAACAUCAGCUCCCAGGUUAGCACUGCAUCCAGCUGGGCAAAACUUCACCAAAGACAUCUCCAGCUUGGUAAGAAGGGUUGCUGUUGUAUAUCCUGUGCUUGGUGGAGUCUUGGAAUCUUCAUCAAGGACACUGAACAAUGACGAUGCCUAUCUGGAACUCUCAGAAGAACUCAGCAUUAGCAUUCACAUUAGUAGCUGAAAAGUAUGUGAAUAAAACUGUUCUGUUCAAUGAAUGCUGCUUUCAAAGUCAACAGGAAACGGGGUGUGGAUUUGUAGAACCCACCCUCUUCUUCAGGCUGUAGCACAUAUAAAUAUUACCAAAAAAAAGUAUACUCAUAAAUGCAGUCAUGGGGAUAUCCAAGUUUACUGUUAGCACAGUAUUUGUCUGCCUAGUUAUGCAAAGACUAUUUGCUUUUUUUUUCAAAUGUUUUAGGUUUUUCUGUGCAUUGUUAAGAAUGGCAGUGUUUAACAGGAGCUCAGGAAAAAGGCACAGAUGCAAGAGGUCAGUGCCAGUAUAUGACCAAGUGCUUGCUGAUGUCCACCCUAGAUUUCUUUUUUUACUUCUGCAAAGGUUCUGCUUUAUGACUUUAUCAACAUGAGUUUGUUUUCCUUAAGGCCUGUUCUGGAUGCGUGCCAGAUGUGUUGCUGUAUGCCUCAUGCAUGUAUGUCUUGAAUACUUGCUAAGAUAAUAAAUACAAAGUGUUUACGAGAAAAA